AUGGCACAUCCGCAGACGCAGUUUACGCAGACCGAAUUCACCGGGGCGUCGCUGCUCCAGACACGGCGGACAACGGUGGGACGGGCGACGGCAAAAGCGCAGCUGAAGCGGAUGAAAGACUCGGGACAGUACGACGCGUUUAGCUUGAAGAAGAAGCCGACGUACGAUAAGUCCCGCUGGCCGUGCCCGCCGCCUGUCUAUUGGGAUAGCGAUGUUGCUAAGUGGAUCGAGGGCGCGUGUUAUUUGCUCAGCGAGGAGUACGACGCCGAGAUCGAUGCGGCGGUGCGGGAGCUUGCGGAUAUGAUACGUAGCGCGCAGCAACCGGAUGGGUAUUUGAAUACGUGGUUCACGAUUGAGGAGCCGGAAGGGAGAUGGUCGAAUAUUAGGGAUAAGCAUGAGCUGUACUGUGCUGGGCACCUGAUAGAAGCGGCGUUGGCGCAUAGCAAUUACUACAAGAACAACCUCCUGAUAGAACCGUUGGAGAAAUACGUCAAGUUGAUCAGCACGGUUAUCGGACCGGGUCCGGAUCAGAAACAUGCCUAUCCGGGCCAUCCAGAGACGGAGCUCGCGCUCCUUCGUCUCUACACGGCGACAGGGAACGAAGACGCCUAUAAGCUGGCCCAGUAUUUCGUGGAGGAGCGUGGUAACCCGACAGGCCAGGAUGGCCUCCACUACUACGAGUGGGAACGACGGCAGCGUGGCGAAAGCCCGUAUCAACGGCCGGACAGUUACUCGAUGCACGAUAGCGGUUGGUAUAACCAAUCUCACGUUCCGAUUCUAGAACAGAAGACUAUCGAGGGCCAUGCUGUCAGGGCCAUGUAUCUCCUAACUGGUGUUGCCGAUCUACUAUGCCUAGACGAACUUGGAGUGAGGCCUUACGCACACAAGAGUGAGUAUUUUGAGGCCCUUACCAGGCUAUGGAACAAUAUGGUCGAUAAGAAGAUGUACCUCACUGGGGGGAUCGGGUCGAUGUGGCAAUGGGAAGGCUUUGGUAUCGAUUACUUUCUACCGCAGAGUUCCGACGAAGGUGGGUGCUAUAACGAGACUUGCGCGUCUAUCGCCGUCAUAAUGUUGGCCGAGCGCCUAUUACAUCUUGAUUUGAACUCGAAAUACGCCGACAUAAUGGAGUUAUGUCUCUACAAUGCAGUGAUGACAGGGCUAAGUCUAGAGGGGACCGCAUUCACAUACGUAAAUCAGCUUGCGAGCUCGGAGUCUGAUAAAAGCCGCCGAGAGGAUUGGUUUGAUACAUCAUGUUGCCCACCGAAUGUUAUGCGGCUUUUUGGCUGCCUCGGGGGAUAUCUAUGGGAUUACGGAGGCAGCGGAAAGGAUGCCUACGUCAACGUACAUCUAUACACAACGGCCAAGGUUACGUUUCAAGUAGAAGACCAGCAAAUCGUACUCGAACAAAAGUCAAAUUGGCCGUGGGAGGGGAAUACGCUAUUCCAGCUGCAGGCCCCGGCGUCUACGGGCGUAACUAUCAGGUUAAGGAUUCCUUCCUGGGCGCGAGGGAAUUUCACGCUCACGCCGAGCCACAAAGCUGCAGAGGUCGAGAAGGGUUACCUGGUUCUCCCGUCCGCUUACACUUCGGCGAAUAGGGCCUUCUCGAUCCAGAUCGACGGGUUCAAGCCCCGAUUCAUCUCUCCACACCCCUAUACCAAUCAGAACACGCUUACCCUCGCUCGUGGGCCGCUGAUCUACUGCGUGGAGGAUGUUGACAAUGCAUGGGAGCAGGACCACUUCCGCAACGUCGGGAUUAAACCCGACUCUGAAGUCACCGAGAAGGAAGAGGAGACGAACCAAAUGGGGGAGCGCUACAUUGCCCUCCGAUCGGUCGGUUGGAUCCGCAAGAUAGAUGAUCGGACCGAGUCGAAGUCCGGCAUCGAACCCGGUAUAUCCCUCCGUCAGACGGUGGUGGCUGAGGAGAAGGAACUCACCUUCAUCCCCUACUAUCUCCGUGCGAACCGUGGUGGCAGGGGCCACAUGAGAGUUGGGCUACUAAGGGGCUGCUAG
Molecule: messenger RNA, 2010 nt
Organism: Daldinia vernicosa
Lineage: Eukaryota; Fungi; Ascomycota; Sordariomycetes; Xylariales; Hypoxylaceae
Product: glycoside hydrolase family 127 protein
Exons: 5
Coding region: 1-2010 (669 amino acids)
Biological process (GO): carbohydrate metabolic process
Source: RefSeq, a predicted model, not a curated record